Diutina rugosa is the source of this 2274-nucleotide messenger RNA. RefSeq names its product Utp13p (gene UTP13). The transcript has a single exon. Gene Ontology annotation, molecular function: protein binding; U3 snoRNA binding. Gene Ontology annotation, cellular component: 90S preribosome; small-subunit processome; nucleolus. Lineage: Eukaryota; Fungi; Ascomycota; Pichiomycetes; Serinales; Debaryomycetaceae. Bases 1 to 2274 code for a protein of 757 amino acids. Gene Ontology annotation, biological process: endonucleolytic cleavage in 5'-ETS of tricistronic rRNA transcript (SSU-rRNA, 5.8S rRNA, LSU-rRNA); endonucleolytic cleavage to generate mature 5'-end of SSU-rRNA from (SSU-rRNA, 5.8S rRNA, LSU-rRNA). The record is from RefSeq and is a predicted model, not a curated record.
AUGGUGGCACGCACAAGUUUUGAGCAGACCACGGCGUCCAUCGAGCCGUGGUACACCGGGAACAUUGCUCCCGGCAUCAGCGACCACUACCUUGUCACUCCACUCGAAGAGGACGUGUGUUUCAUUGACGUUUCCACUCAAAAUGUCGCCUUCCGCAUUGAAGGUGAUGGUGAACCCAUCACCGCUGUGGCCAUCACUCCCGAUGGCCAGUGGGCAGCGAUCGCUUCCCAGUCCCAGCAGCUCCGCAUCGUUAAUGUGGAAGCUCAGCAGGUCACCCAUACCCACCGGUUGGGGCUGCCGGUAUACAUCGCCACUGCCGAUGCCCGGCUGCUGUUAUUUGCCCUUGGUGGUUCUGAUGGUGUGGUAACGGUGUGGGAUAUUGCCGGUGGCUACGUUACCCACUCGUUAAAGGGCCACGGGACCACAGUGUCGCUGGUUCGCUUCAAUAACGGUGACGCUACCCAUUUCUUAUUGGCCCUGGGUGAUAUCAUGGGUACCAUUAAAGUGUGGGACUUGGUCAAGCGUAAAGCGAUCCACACGCUUAACGAACACACCGCCGCUGUUAGAGGUUUAGGGUUCGUUGAGGAUAGCCGGCGGUCUCAGCUGAGCUAUGCGUUAAUCCUGGGUGGCAGAGACGACGUCGUCAUCCUCUAUAACCAGAGCUAUAGAGCAGCCAAGGUGAUCCCGAUGCUGGAGCUGGUGGAGCUGUGUGGUUUUUUUGACUACGACGACGAGCCGUGCUUCUAUACUGGCGGUAACAGUGCCCAGCUUAAAGUGUGGCUGGUACUGAGUCUCGCGGUGCUUGCUCAAACGGCUAAGCCUUUGGAAACCCUGGAAGAGCUCGUGAUCAUUGAUGUGUUUGAAGUUGACGAUGCUCUUGUUACCACUCUUAGUGACCAGACGAUCAUCUACUACGACCGCCGUAGUCUUCUUCCCCAGUUGACCUUAGCGGGUAAUCACGGGAUUAUCGCUGACUGUAAACCCGUGGGCGACAAUCUCGUGCUUGCCACUAACUCGCCGCUGGUGCGGAUUGUCAGAGCUGAUGCUCCACUUCAAGUGGAAUUCUUACAAGGUCACACCGACUUGGUUAACGGGGUUGAUGUCAGUCCUCUGGGCCAGUGGAUGGUUACUGGCGGUAAAGACGGGGUAGCGAUUGUAUGGCAUUUGGGCGAUGAUGGCCACUGGGCGCUCCACCUGAGCUAUAGCGGCCACAGCGGUCUGGUUUCCUCCGUGGCUAUUGCCAGAGUCGACCCGCCUCAGUUUAUCAUUACUGCAGGUGCUGAUUUAACCAUCAAAAAGUGGAAGAUCACUAAGGGAGAGAACCUGACGGCAAUCUACACUAGACGCGCCCACGAUAAGGAAAUUAACGCUGUCGACAUCCUGCCGAAUGACGAGCACUUGGCGACGGCCUCGUAUGAUAAAACCGCCAAGAUUUGGGAUAUAGAUAGCGGUGAAACUCGAGGAGUAUUGCGUGGUCACCGUCGGGGGCUUUGGGACAUUGCUUUUUCGCCUUAUGCUCCUCAAGUGGCUACUGCUUCGGGGGAUAAGACUGCUAAGGUGUGGCUGUUGCAGACGUUUGGUUGCGUGCAAACACUUGAAGGGCACACCAAUAGUGUUCAGAGAGUGGCGUGGCUCAAUCCCGAGCUGCCGCAAGUUGUACUGACUGGUGCUGAUGGUUUAGUGAAGGUGUGGAGUUCUGGUGAAGAAGUGGCGACGCUCGAUGGUCACGAUAAUCGGAUCUGGGCCCUUGCCGUUACGGCUGAUGCGGUGGCGCUGAUCAUCACUGGUGAUGCCGACGGUAAGAUUGUGGUGUGGCACGAUGUCACCGACGAGAUGUUGAAGCAACAGCAGGAAGCUGAGAAACAGAGAGUCGAGGAUAUCCAGCGGUUAGACCGGCUUGUUGCCAGCAACGAGAUGGGGGAAGCGUUCCUUUUAGCACUCACUUUGGGACACAGCAUGAAGCUUUAUCACGUUAUCACUCAAAUGGAAGAUGACGAACAGUUGGCUGCCGUCAUCGAGCUGCUUGACCAGGAUCAGUUGGUGCUGGUGCUCAAGCGGGCGCGAGACUGGAACACCAACUUCCGCCACUUUGAGGCGGCGCAGCGGGUGGUGGCUGUGGUGCUUCGCCGCCCCGUGGCCGAGCUCCACGCGGUGCCGGCGGCGAUGAAGAUCAUCGACGCGUUGGUGCCGUAUAACCAGCGCCACUUGGCCCGGGUCGACGACAUGAUCGAGGCGCUGUACGUGUUGGACUACUGCGUCGAGGAAAUGGCCUAG